Molecule: messenger RNA, 1692 nt
Organism: Bursaphelenchus xylophilus (pine wood nematode)
Lineage: Eukaryota; Metazoa; Nematoda; Chromadorea; Rhabditida; Aphelenchoididae
Source: the annotation of a GenBank genome assembly
AUGAAUAUACCAUCCACAUCCAAUGCGGGAAAUGGGUUGAGUUUUCGAUCUAAAUUACAAUUGAAGACGGGGAAUGUCCCGCCAAAUCUGCUGAUUGAACCCACAAAGAAACCAAAAUGUCGAUGUAUAGGAAAACUGUUAACAGAAAUUGCAGUAUUGAAGAAUAAAAUAGCUAGCUACGGUAAGGGUAAUCCGUAUUGCGUAAUCAUAAAUGCGUUGGAUAUAAGGUUUCUUGAAUUUAGGUGAUGAACUUCCCAUUUCAUAUCAAUCCACACGCUUUGGUCAAUUGUUUUUCGAUUUUGUUCUCAACUCAAACAACUGUUCUGAUAAGGAUUGCCAAGUGAAUCAAGAUGAUAUGUUGUGGUAUGUUCCUAUGACAAGACAACCCUCAACAAAUCUAACUGUUGGCCAUCAAGUUCUUCAAGUAUUCAGAAGAUCGAGUCCAAAUAAGCCAUCAUGUUUUGAUGACAAUAUAAAUUGGGAGGAGACAGUCUGCUUAAACGUGAUAUUGCAGCAGGUAGACAUGCAAAAUGGAUGAUAUAUUACUGUUAAUAUUUAGUUUGAUUACUAUGUUACAGUAGCAGUUUGUAUUCGAAGUCAGCCAAACAAUCUUCAAAUUCUGAAGAAGAAUUGUCAGGUAUUAAUUUCUGUUUUACAUGUCUUACAAUUACAAAUUACUAUAUAAUGCUUUAGAGGGUAUACCCGUCACCGUCCCGUCGGCGUAUGGAUGUAAAAGGUGAAUGUGAAGAGAUGACUUAUCCCAAAAUUUACUUUGCCAUCGAUAAUUUUGAGACGGUUUUCUCGGAUAUCGUUAUUACCGAGAAUGAAUGCGUUUGUGUUGAAUUGGUAGCCAGAGAUCGAUUCAGAGAUAAAGAAGCCGUUGUCUUCCUGGGGUCCAUUCGCUUUGAUGUGCUAAAAAAGCUGUACGAUUCACGGGUAAGUUUAAUACGGCGUAUUGUUUGAAUUUUAAUGGUAUAGUAACAAAUAAUAGCUUUCUCUUCUGUAGGGAAAUUCAACUUGGACAUGGGCGCAGAAAUUAGUAACCGCCACACAACGCCGUCAUGAAUUUGUGAAGAUGAGGGGACCCCAUGGAAAAGGGUUCGCUGAAAUGGCUGUAGCUCGAGUUGCAUCACUAGGAUUCGAAACCCCGAUGAGUGAACGCUGCUAUGACAUGUCAGCAUCGUGCGAUUCUAGAUGGAACACAGAUCAGAGGCGGAUGUCAGAUACAAAUAUUUUUGGAAAACUUCUACCCAAACGGACAGCACUUACACCCGGUCCAGGGCAAGAUGGGAGUGCAUUUAGUUUACAGCCAAGAAACAGAAGAUGGCAAAGUGAUGCUGACAGCAUGAAUAAUGACUCCGACUUUGAUGCUAGAAGUGUUGUGUGUAAGUUUGAUCAACAUUUUUUUUUCAUUAUUAGCCGAGACAGCAUCUCGCCCAAUGACCACAAGCCAACAAGCUGAUUCUGGAAGUAAAUGGUCACUGAAUAGUUUCGGCAAUGCUCUAAGCUGGUUGAAAGAGAAGAAGGAAACGCCCGCACUAAAUGCCUAUCUUACUUAUGUAACUCUGCCUUGGCGGUGCAUUAUAGAUGGUAAGAAGUUUACUGGUUAAAAAGUCAUCAAUUUUAGAUAUGCUGUUGACCAGUCCUCGGAAACCAAUAUUGACCUUCGAUUUAGAUUACUUGGAGCAAUAG